AUGCGGAACUUCGUCGCUCUUGUCACCGUUGCCCUCGCGUCUAACGCUGCGGCUAGAACGUUCACGGUCUUCAACCAGUGCCCUUUCACCAUAUGGCCUGCUAUCUUCACAGACCUCAAUGUGGGCUCGGCCAUCCCGAACCACCCUACUGGAUGGCAGCAGAAUGCGUUCCAGUCAGUUAGCUUUUCCGUCCCCAACAAUUGGAGGGCCGGUCGUAUUUGGGCUCGUCGUGACUGCAACUUUAACACGCCGAACCCGGGCCCUAACUCCUGCCUCGACGGAGGAUGCAACGGCGGACUCGUUUGUGACCCGCACACUGGCACGGGUGUCCCUCCCGCGACCGUUGCAGAGUUCACGCUGGCUCCAAACGGCGGUCCUGACAGCUAUGACGUUUCUCUCGUCGACGGUUAUAACUUGCCUCUGAGGAUCACCAACAACAAGGGCUGCCCCGUUGCCGACUGCCCUGUCGACCUUGGCCCCAACUGCCCAUCCCAACUCAAAGGACCCUUCGAUUCGACCGGUUUCCCCGUUGGCUGCAAGUCCGCAUGCUUCGCCGGGCUUGGCGACCCCGUGAACAACCCGAACUGCUGCACGGGUUCGCACAACACACCGGCGACGUGCCCGAGCUCUGGCGUCGCAUUCUACAGCUACUUCAAGAACAACUGCCCGAACGCGUAUGCGUACGCGUACGACGACCGGACGGCGCUCCGCGCGUGCAACUCUGCUCUCCAGGCGGACUACACGCUCACGUUCUGCCCGUGA
Molecule: messenger RNA, 762 nt
Organism: Trametes versicolor FP-101664 SS1
Lineage: Eukaryota; Fungi; Basidiomycota; Agaricomycetes; Polyporales; Polyporaceae
Product: Osmotin thaumatin-like protein
Exons: 10
Coding region: 1-762 (253 amino acids)
Source: RefSeq, a predicted model, not a curated record